This is a messenger RNA of Kickxella alabastrina, 1076 nucleotides long. RefSeq lists its product as uncharacterized. The coding region runs from base 1 to 990 and encodes 329 amino acids. Gene Ontology annotation, biological process: tRNA modification. The record is from RefSeq and is a predicted model, not a curated record. The transcript is spliced from 2 exons. Lineage: Eukaryota; Fungi; Kickxellomycota; Kickxellomycetes; Kickxellales; Kickxellaceae.
AUGGAACAUGCACCCCUGGUCGCCGUAAACAGGCAGAGGGCCAGGCAGUAUGCUGACAGUCUUGACAGCAAAAAGUUUGACAAGUACGUCAAGCACGUCAGCAACUGGUCGCGCAGCCUGCCGCUAGUUUUCGACAAUAUGGCGCAGGAGCUAAACCUGAUUGCGCUGCUCGACCUGCUGCAGAUUGGCAGCGGCUUCCGCGGCGAGCUCCACGAGGCAUCCGACAGAGGCGCGUCCGAUAUGGUCAACUUUGGGUGCAUGUCUAUGCACAUAUCUCAAACACAGAUUGACGCCAAGGGCCUUCAGGCGCUGAGCUUGGGCGACGUUGCCCAGCACUUUGGAAUACCGCUAUUUGGCAAGGAACGGCCUAUGAUCGAAGGAAAUACAGCGGUCAUGGUCAGCGAGGCUAGCACGCUGCGGCCGCUGGCCGAGAUAAUCCUGGGAACACUGCAUGACACUGGGCGUCGCUUGGAGCAGGCGGGCUUUUUGUCUCUCGCCGACUUUGUCAUAAAGGUGUGCGCGGAAAUGUCGACAGCUGCGCAUUUGGUCGCAAAGUUAGUCACCGCAUUUCCGUCGCUGCGCGAUGCGACCGAAAUCAACGGGGAACCGGUUUAUCUGUUUAAAAAGGCUCAGCUCUUGGCGUACGACAUUUACCAGCGCUUUGGCAAGACGGACCCAAAGUUUGCCUUUCCAGACAUCAAUGAUUUGACGCUGUUUGCCGACAAUGUGGUCCCUGCUAUGCUACAGUACCAUGGGCUUAUUACGCCCAGCCAUGGUAUCUCGGUAAAAAUUGAGAGCGGCAAGGACCUGACUCUCGAGGAAGCCACAGCGAUGCGCGCCGCGUCAAUAGUUGUCGCGCAAGAGGUGGUUGACUAUGUCAACAAUAACACGGACCAAGCGACGUUGGAUAAUUUUUGGUGGCAGGAAGGGAAAGAGCCCGAGCUGCGGGCCAUCCCGCGGCUUGUGUACAAAAACACGGUUUACUUUUGAAUUGGACAAACGAUACGUGAACAAACAUUUAUAUUUAUAUAUUGACAUAUAUUAAAAAUGACAAUUCCCUGUUGGUGGAUCUACAC